This is a messenger RNA of Pocillopora meandrina, 2758 nucleotides long. NCBI's taxonomy places the organism in Eukaryota, Metazoa, Cnidaria, Anthozoa, Scleractinia, Pocilloporidae. The record is from the annotation of a GenBank genome assembly.
AAUCCCACGUUGGAUCAAGCUACAAAUACGCAGUAUGUAUUUUUGAACAGAACCUCCAAACUGUGGUGCCCAGUGAAAGGUGCGCCAGCUCCAUACAUUGUAUGGAGAAAAGAUGGUGUCACUGUUCAAAAUAGUACCAGCAUAACAUUUCAGCUUCAAGUAACUUCAGAAGACAACGUGAAUUACAGCUGCGAGGUAAGAAGAGAUGGAGAGGUAUUAAGAAGAAACAUCAGCCUCAGAAUUGAAGGUGAGGUAUUAUUGUUUUGUUGAAGUAUAUCAGUACUUUACAUAAUUGGAUUAUCUAAACCUGUACUUUUUCAUUUGCUCAAAAUUCUAACCACCCAAAAAAACGUUUAAGCUACUUUGGUAGUUGGAUCUUAUUUAACCUUUCAAAAGUGAUCUUUCUAUAUCCCUUUAAUUUAAUUUGUAUGUUGUUUUUAGGUUUGAAUGUUAAUUAUUGGUAUGAUAGUUAUCUGGUGAAGGGGAAGGCGUAUAUGAUGAUAACCAAAGGAAAUUCACAUUUGUACGCUUAAACUUGUUUCUAUUCCAAGUGAAGUUACUAUGCCACAGUUUGUCGAUUUUGGCGCCUGCAUACAGUGUACCUGAAGUUCGUGUUUUCAAUACAGUUUUCAUCUUUGAUUCAUGAUCAGUUAAUUUACAUCGUAACUCUGAAGUGUUCAUGUAAUCUUGGUAAUUGUGAUUUUACAGUAAUGUUCUAUCAAAGUGAAAUAUUCUUCGUUGCCCAAACAACUGACUUACGUCUUUCAAAUUUAAAGCCUUUGUUGACGAAUUUUAACGGCCAAUCAUUUCUUGCCUCAUUUUAGAGUGCCCAGGCCCUUGCGAAUGUGACGUCUUCCACCAAACUAUCGUUAGUGUGAAUUGUGAUGGAAAAAGCUUUAAUUCAAUUGCAUGGAAAUUUCCGCCUGCUAUGUCAAAAUUGUGAGUGUAAUUAAACAGUUGUAAACACAGCGUGUAGUUUAAUAACAAAGUGGGAAAUGAAGGAUUUGCUUUAUCGGGUUGAUCAAAGAGUGUAAUUAGCUGUCAAGCCACGUUAACGAAGAAUCUAAACUCAUUUUAAGUCUUAACUCUCGAUUUCAACAACGGUUGCAGCACACAGAGCUGAAAACGUUCUAUAAUACGUCACUGAAAUAAAAGUGAAAACAAUAAACUUAUCAGUUCAGUUUGGUUUAUCUGUUGACGUUGUGACAACAUUUAGUUUGCGCUACUUUUUCACUUUAACUGUUGUAAUAGCUGACCAGAAAUCAAUUUAACUAUCUUGAUGCCUGGGAUACAAAACAUUAUUUAUAUCAAGGCUAAAGAUAAGGAAUAAACUAUUCGAUCAAUGAAAUUUGAACCAUAAAACAGUUGCUUAAUACCAAAGGAAGUAAAAGAACGCCAAUAAUAAGAAGCACCGCAUGGGCCAAUUGCUAGCGCUGCUCUUAACACUGCAAAGUCCAGUGCCCAACUGGUGAGAGUGUUUGACUCCAUAUUGACAGGUUCGGAUUUAAGUCCUAGCCAGAUCAAUGUAUUGUGUUUUGGGGAAAGACAUUCUCUCUUACCAGAGAUCAAAAAUAGAUACAGUGAAACUAAGAAUAAUAUCCCUACUUUUCAGAAAGUGGCAAAAUAUCAGGCGGUGAUGGAUCAUUAGAUUACGUUACAUAUGAUUCAAGAUACGAUAUUAGUCAUUUAUUAGUUGUUUUCUUUAUAAAUUUGCUUAUAGUUUUGACGAUGAAGAGAUUAGACGUUCAGGUGUCUUUCUUAUCGUAAUGGUUGUACUCAGCAUGUACUUUACACGUUCUAACGUUAUCUUGAUAGGCACUUAAGAAACAACAAGCUGAGGGACUUGCCCCAAGGAAUCUUCAGUAAUUAUACCCAGCUGGAGUGGCUGUGAGCCAAGACUAUUUGUUAUUUGCGUCAGACACGUUUGUAAUGAUUCUUGAUAGGAAUUUGAGUAACAGUGAACUAAAGGACUCCUCCUCGAGUAAUCUGCGGUUGUAAUGUUGAGUCUUUCUAGCUCCCAAAAAUCAUGACUAGCUUCGCCCAACCUUUACAUGAACACCUGAAGUGUACCUGAACUCAUUAUUUCAGUCACUGUGUCAGUGACACGGACUGACGUGUGAUCUUGUGGCCUGAUCGUCCGGAUGGGGGUAGUCCUGCGAAGGAUAGUGGUCGAUAUUUCUUUACUCGACCCUUAGGAUAACCUCGCUGGACUUAUCGAAACGUUGGAAUUGGUUCCGAACACAAUCCUUCGAAGCACCACUUUCACCCGGACAAUAAUAAUUACCCGAUAAAUUCUUCUUAAUUUGAGGAGCCUCCCCGCUAGAGAUUGGGAAAUCCCCCCCCCCUGCUUUUUUAGUGUUAAUGGGUAUUUAACCAAUACCCCCUCCUCCUCCUUCAGGCUCUGGGUUUACAUAGAGCUCCCAAAUCUAAGAAUUAAGACACAGUCUCCAAAAAUAAAGAAAAAAUACUUAACGUGAAAAUGGAACGAGCUCACUUACAGUUCUGGUUAAGCACAAAAUAGGCUAUAUUCAUAGCUGAUAGAAAAGAAAUGAUUACAUAGAUUUGUUUGGGCCCCCCUAUCAAAGCUCACACGAAAGUACAGCAUUACCGGAUACACCAUUUGAUUUAAUGUAAUUAUCGAAUACAUGGUAAUGAACACCACCCUCUAUCAAUUCUUGGCAGGGAUAUUAGAGACAACCAGUUGAAGGAAUUACCAUCAGGCAUAUUCAGUAACAAUACCAAGCUGUCCGCCCUGUAA